Messenger RNA from Thlaspi arvense, 3012 nucleotides. Lineage: Eukaryota; Viridiplantae; Streptophyta; Magnoliopsida; Brassicales; Brassicaceae. The record is from the annotation of a GenBank genome assembly.
AUGGAUAAAAUUGUGAUUGUUGAUGACACUUUCAUUUCUUGGUUUAGGAAGAGAGUAAUGGCCGAGACACUCUUGUCGUUUGGAGUUCAGCAGCUCUGGAACCUUCUUGUCCGAGAAACUAAUAGAUUUAACGGCGUAGAUGAGCAAAUCACUGAACUCAAAAGUGAUAUAAACCUGCUGAGGUCCUUCUUGAAAGACGCAGAGACGAAGCAACAUGCAAGUGCCUUGGUGAGAAACUGUGUUGAGGAGAUCAAAGAAAUUGUGUUUGACACGGAAGAUAUCAUCGAGACAUUUAUUCUCCAUGAAGAGCUUAAAAAAACAAGUGGUGUCAGAAGGCGCAUGAGAAAAAUUUCUCGCACUGUAGUGGACCGGUGGGUAGUUGCUUCAGAAAUGGAAGGGAUACGCAAGAGGAUCUCCAAAGUGAUUCGUGAUAUGCAGAGCUUUGGGGUGCAACAGGUGAUCAUUGAUGGCGGCGAGACUUUACAUUCUCUACAGGAAAGACAAAGGGAGAUGCGACACAGUUUUCCCAGUGACAACGAAAGCAAUUUCGUGGGGUUGGAGCCAAACGUGAAGAAAUUGGUUGGGUAUUUGGUAAAUGAGGAUAGCAUUCAAGUUGCUUGCAUUUGCGGGAUGGGCGGUAUUGGCAAGUCUACUCUGGCCCGACAGGUUUUUAACCAUGAGAUGGUAAAAAACUUUUUUGAUGGAGUUGUCUGGGUCUGUGUCUCACAACAUUUCACACGGCAAUAUGUGUGGGGGACGAUCUUGCAGAAGCUCAGUUCAGAAUAUGACGAGGAGAGAGUGGCAAGUAUGACUGAAGACGAGCUUCAGGAAAAUAUAUUUCGAUCGUUGGAAGCUAGUAACUAUCUGAUAGUCCUAGAUGAUAUGUGGAAAGAAGAAGAUUGGGACAGAAUAAAGAAAGUGUUUCCACCUACAAAAGGUUGGAAGAUACUGCUCACUUCUCGCAAUGAGGGAGUGGCAUUACAUGUAGAUCCCAGAUGUAUCAUUGUUAAACCGGAAUGCUUAACCGUUGAAGAAAGUUGGACCCUCUUUAAAGUGAUAGCAUUUCCAAGGAAAGGUACGACCGAAUUGAAGGUUGAUGAAAUGGAAGAGAUGGGGAGGCAGAUGAUCCAACAAACUGGAGGUCUACCGUUGGCUGUAAAAGUGUUAGGAGGGAUUUUAGCUUCACAAAAGACACUGCUUGAGUGGAAAAGGGUGUAUCAGAAUAUCAGUUCUCGCAUCGUUGGAGGGACCAGCUUCAAUGACAGAAACAUCAGCUCGGUUUAUCACGUUCUGCAUCUGAGCUUUGAAGAGCUGCCAGCUUAUCUGAAGCACUGCUUUCUCUACCUUGCCCAUUUUCCAGAAGACGAUCCCAUAGAUGUUGAGGAGUUGUCCUAUUACUGGGCCGCAGAAGGAAUACCAAGGCCGAGGUAUUACGAUGGAGCGACCAUCCGGGAUGUCGGAGAUGGAUACAUUGAAGAAUUGGUGAAGAGGAACAUGGUUAUCGCUGAAAGAGACGCUGGUACUUCGAGAUUUGAAACAUGCCAGUUGCAUGACAUGAUGAGAGAAGUUUGUCUGCGUGAAGCUGAAGAUGAGAAUUUCUUACAAAUUUUUCAGGAAAGGAGAAGUACCGUGGCCUCAGUUGCAAACUCUCAGUCUCCUUUCAGACCUCGCAGAGUCGUCAUACCUGAGUGGUUUCCUACAUUUCGCUUAGAGAAUCCAAAAGUUAGAUCUUUGCUGUGUAGCACAGGCGCAAAAAAGAAAUAUUUCCUGCGCCAUGGGUACAAAAAAAUGGACUCAGGCUUUUCCUUUAAAAAGCUAGAAUUGAUCAGAGUGUUAGAUCUUUCUUGGGUCUGGUUUGACGGAUUACAGUUACCGUCUGGCAUUGGGAAGCUUAUUCACUUGAGAUAUUUGAGCUUAUUUCAGUCAACCAUACGUUUUCUACCGUCUUCUAUGCGAAAUCUGAAGUUGUUGAUCUAUCUAAACCUAGCUGGAACGUUUAGUACUCACGUCGUCAACAUGCUAACUUUCUUGAAAGAGAUGCGAGAAUUGGUAUACUUGUGUCUCCCGGGGAGUAUGCAUCAGAAAGAAAAGUUGGAAUUGACUAAUUUAGUCAACCUGGAGACGUUGGAGAACUUCUCGACAGAACAUGGGAGUCUGAGUGAUCUCCAGGGUAUGACACGGCUCAGGGCUCUGUCUAUUCAUAUCAAAGGCCAAGGCUUUACAAUGGAAGCUCUAAUUUCGUCUCUGCGUGAGUUGAGACACCUGGAACACCUUUCUGUUACAGAUUGGUGCAAGGCGAAUGCUUCCACGAAUGAAAUUGUUUUGGAUUACAUCAAUCUCAAACAGCUGAAGCUGGUGAUAUAUAUGCCAAGGUUACUUGUUGACCAACAGUUGCCUUCUCACCUUACAACCAUAACUCUAUCACAUUGUCGUUUCGAAACGGAUCCGAUGCCGAUUCUGGAGAAGCUGCUGCACCUAAAGGAGGUUUCUUUAUGCUCUCAAUCUUUCUGUGGGAUGAGAAUGGUUUGUUCGUCGGGUGGGUUUCCUAGAUUGCAGAAGCUAACACUAUGGGGACUAGAGGAGUUGGAAGAGUGGAUAGUAGAAGAAGGCUCCAUGCCACUUCUCCAUUCUCUCGAGAUUUGGAGUUGUAAGAAGUUAAAGGAGGUUCCUGAGGGGCUGCGAUUCAUCACUUCCUUAAAGGAUCUGAGUUGCCAUGGUAUGGGAGAGGAAUGGAAGGUGAGAUUGUCGGAAGGAGGAGAAGAUUAUUACAAAGUCCAACGCAUCCCUUCUGUUAGAUAUGUGGAAAAGGUUCACAUUGAGAAAACGAGGUUAUGGGCGAUGUGAUUUGUGACAGGAUACAUACAGCCGCGAUGCCGCUCACUCAAUUAUCUGGUUCUAUAGUGUCUUUAAUUUCCAGUUUAGUAAUUUUAUUCAUGUACUUCGGUACAGCAAACAUAUGUAAGUGUUCUCUAUUACGAGAAUCAGACAAACAAUUAUCUUGUUCAAUCUCUG